Macadamia integrifolia is the source of this 614-nucleotide messenger RNA. Its product is annotated as 16.9 kDa class I heat shock protein 3-like. Bases 57 to 509 code for a protein of 150 amino acids. Gene Ontology annotation, biological process: response to salt stress; protein complex oligomerization; response to hydrogen peroxide. The transcript has 2 exons. NCBI's taxonomy places the organism in Eukaryota, Viridiplantae, Streptophyta, Magnoliopsida, Proteales, Proteaceae. The record is from RefSeq and is a predicted model, not a curated record.
CUCUCGUCUCUUGUCUCUUGUCUCUUGUCUCUUAAGCUUACUGUGAACGAAGACCGAUGAUGACCACUCUAGGACCAUGGCUGGGAGGGCGCGGUGAUUUAUGGGAUCCCUUCGACAUGUUCGGUUUGACCCAGAGGCGAGGUGGUGACCGUGAUCAAGCUUCAGCCCUAGCUUUACCUAACGUUGAUUGGCGUGAGACUGAUAACGCUCAUAUCAUCCGUCUUGAUCUUCCUGGUGUGAAGAAAGAUGAGGUGGGGGUACAUGUGGAAGAAGGGAAUGUGUUGAGGAUCAGUGGGAAAUGGAGCAAUAAGGAAGAGGAGCAUAAGGAUGACAAGUGGCAUCGUGUGGAGAGGCAACGUGGGACAUUUGUGAGGAGGUUUCGUCUUCCUGAGAACGCCAACAUUGAUGGGGUUAAGUGUUCUAUGGAGAACGGAGUUCUGAGUGUGGAGGUGCCCAAAAAUGUGACUCAGGCACCGGACAAGGAAGGUCGCGCCAUUAACAUAAACUAGCCCAGCCUAGCUUAGCUUUAUCAUAAAUAUAGUAUAAUAUAUAUAUAUAUAUAUAUAUAAUGUAGUUUUUGUAUGGGGGUUUGUAUUGUUUUUGUGUCUACUCUU